AUGAAUAUUAUCGACUUCGACGCUACUUUAGAUGAGCUUGACAUCCGAUUCUUGGACCCUACCAAUGACUUAAUAUCAGGCAACUCUGUGGAAACACUGGCUGUUUUCGACGACAAACAAUUUCUAUUCGCUAGCUUGGCGACUCCAUUCAGCUGUCAACCAUUCAAAUUCCUCGAGAGUGACGGCGAUGGUAGCAUUUCUCCCACAAAACUCGUCAACCCCCGAAUGAGAAACUCUUUCAGUAAGCAACUGGCUUUGGCAUCUCCCUUAUUGGACAACACCGAAUUUAGUUUCGGGGAUAUUUCACCAACACAAAUAGUAAAUGGAAAAGGCGAUGAUCUCGACCAUUCAAUUCUAGACGACAAUGAAGUUGACGAAGAAGAUGAGUUGAUCUCACCGCAUUCGCUAGUUAAGCCCAAGAAGAAAUCAUCCAUCACAAAAUAUAAGAUCAACAAAUCGUUCACAACUUCUCCCACAAUGAAGGCGCCAUUGAAGCCUACGGUGACAAUUGCUUCUAUAGACACAUAUUCUCAACUUCAGAAGAAAAAUGCCAUUGAAGGUCAUAAGCGGCGAGCUUCCCGGGAAUUGCGAGCCAAUUCUACCCCUAGUAUAUUCGGAACCGAUGCCAACCGAAAACUAUACCCUGUUCUGGUGGGCAAUCCAUUCUAUCGCCCUAUCAAGUUCAGAUCCAGCACCUCCAUUCCCACGUUAGAAAGAAAGGAAUGGUAG
Scheffersomyces stipitis CBS 6054 is the source of this 729-nucleotide messenger RNA. RefSeq lists its product as uncharacterized. The coding region runs from base 1 to 729 and encodes 242 amino acids. NCBI's taxonomy places the organism in Eukaryota, Fungi, Ascomycota, Pichiomycetes, Serinales, Debaryomycetaceae. The record is from RefSeq and is a predicted model, not a curated record. The transcript has a single exon.